CAGAUACUAGGUAAACUUGGUAGUCUAAGAAUUUCGGGUAGGUUCUACAACAGUGUCUGCUUCCGGCUUCAUGUGAUCAACACCUGCUGGGCUAUGUGAACUAAGGGUAUCAGGAGCUUUCCCCUUUGCCUGGGAGUUUGUAGUGGCCUCAGCUGCGGCGAUAAAGUUGGCGUGGUAGUUUCAAGCUUCGAUUGAAGCAGUCAUUUCAAGCUUUGGACUGGUGGUGAAUGAGCGUGAACGUGGAACUUGAACACUUUUUGCUUUUCCAUGAAAUCAUACGGAUUGUCCCUUGCUACUGCUGCUGUCUUGCGUGAUGAGAAAAAGAAAAUGGCGGCGGAUACGGCGAGUAGCGAGGGCGACGAGGGGUCCUUUGAUCUCACAGUCGAAGAGAAGGAGGCGCUUUGUGGGUUGGAUAGCAGCUUUUUCGGGUUCUUAAGCCGACGCGAAGAUGGCGCUAGGACGAAGACGCUAUUGAACAAGGCUAUUCACUGCUACGAAUCUUUAAUAGUAAAAGCUGAAGGAAAAGUGGAAUCUGAUUUCUUUUGUCAAUUAGGUCACUUCAAUCUCUUGUUGGAAGAUUAUUCAAAAGCAUUGUCAUCUUACCAGAGAUAUUACAGUUUACAGACUGACUACUGGAAGAAUGCUGCCUUUUUAUAUGGUCUUGGUUUGGUUUACUUCUACUACAAUGCAUUUCAUUGGGCAACUAGAGCAUUUCAAGAUGUCCUUUAUGUUGACCCCAGUUUUUGCAGAGCCAAGGAAAUUCAUUUACGCCUUGGUUUUAUGUUCAAAGUGAAUACAGAUUAUGAGUCUAGUUUAAAGCAUUUUCAGCUAGCUUUGAUCGACAGUAAUGCCUGUACUUUGUCCAGUGUGGAAAUUCAGUUUCACAUUGCUCAGUUAUAUGAAACCCAGCAGAAAUACCAUUUUGCAAAAGAAGCCUAUGAACAACUUUUACAAAUUGAAAGCCUUCCAUCUCAAGUAAAAGCAACUAUAUUGCAACAGUUAGGUUGGAUGCAUCAUAAUAUGGAUCUAGUAGGAGACAAGGUCACCAAGGAAAGGUAUGCUAUUCAGUAUCUCCAAAAGUCAUUGGAGGAAGAUCCUAAUUCUGGCCAAUCAUGGUAUUUCCUUGGAAGGUGCUAUUCUAGCAUUGGGAAAGUUCAGGAUGCCUUUGUAUCUUAUAGGCAAUCCAUUGAUAAAUCAGAAGCAAGUGCAGACACGUGGUGUUCAAUAGGUGUGCUCUAUCAACAGCAAAAUCAGCCUAUGGAUGCCUUACAGGCUUAUAUAUGUGCUGUACAGUUGGAUCAUGGACAUGCAGCAGCCUGGAUGGACUUAGGCAUUCUUUAUGAGUCCUGCAACCAACCUCAGGAUGCAAUUAAAUGCUACUUAAAUGCAACUAGGAGCAAAAGCUGUAGUCAUACAUCUGCACUUACAUCAAGAAUUAUGUUUUUAAAGGCUCAGUUGUGUAAUCUUCCACAAGGUAAUCUACAGAAUAAAACUAAAUUACUUCCUAGUAUUGAGGAGGCGUGGAGCCUACCAAUCCCUGCAGAGCUUACCUCCAGGCAGGGUGCCAUGAACACAGCACAGCAGGAUCAGGUCUCCUUGCCUACUGAUGUACCGUCCCAGUGUCGGGGCUCUCCAGUGAUGACUCUCCUUGUGCUCCAGUGAUGAUCUCCGUGCUGGUUGGGUAGCUCGUAAACAAAGUGC
Microtus oregoni (creeping vole) is the source of this 1701-nucleotide messenger RNA. Its product is annotated as histone demethylase UTY-like. The coding region runs from base 268 to 1662 and encodes 464 amino acids. The record is from RefSeq and is a predicted model, not a curated record. The transcript is spliced from 14 exons. NCBI's taxonomy places the organism in Eukaryota, Metazoa, Chordata, Mammalia, Rodentia, Cricetidae. Gene Ontology annotation, biological process: regulation of gene expression; heart development. Gene Ontology annotation, cellular component: MLL3/4 complex. Gene Ontology annotation, molecular function: histone H3K27me2/H3K27me3 demethylase activity; chromatin DNA binding; protein binding.